AUUAAUACUCUUACUAAUCAAGGAAUACCACUGACUAGUCAUAUUAUUAAAAACCUUGCAGAGAAGAUUAAGGGAGGGCCGCUAGGAAAGAACUGGGUUAGCCAAUUUGUGAAGUAUUACUCCAUUAGGCUAAAGAGCCUUUAUUUACGAAAUAUUGAUAAUUUACGUACUAGCGCUAACGUAAUUUAUUACUUUAUUAUUAUUAUUCUAUAUAUAUAUUACUUGGUGAUUAAGAAAUAUCGAAUUAUGGCCGAAAAUAUAUAUAACUUUAAUAAAAAGGGAUUCUUGAUAGGAUAUGGGCGAUCUUUGAAAAGAAUUAUGACCAGAGCUACUCUGGAAUCGGGUCGAAUCUCCAAAUCAAAGCAAGAUAGAAGCCGCGAAUUUAUUAGUAUCUUAGCUUAUAUAUCUGUAAUCGGAAAAUGGAUACUACCGCUUUUAAUAUAUUAA
Messenger RNA from Hyaloscypha bicolor E, 447 nucleotides. RefSeq lists its product as uncharacterized. The record is from RefSeq and is a predicted model, not a curated record. The transcript is spliced from 3 exons. Lineage: Eukaryota; Fungi; Ascomycota; Leotiomycetes; Helotiales; Hyaloscyphaceae. The annotation marks the transcript as partial.